AUGGAAGUGACUGUGGAGUUGCAUGACCAAUCCGUCUUAAACGAAGAUAUUAUCGAUGUGAAUAGAUAUCGUACUCGUGGUUUAUUACCUUUAAUUGAAAUUCCUUGUUGCUUAUCUCCUUCUUUCGGGUCGGAAGACUUCGAGGGAGCAGCUGAACCUCCUUUGGGAGUUUUCUUGGAAAGAUGGAAGUUGGCCAAAUCGAAGAAGAUUGGUUUGUUUGGCAUUGGAAUGAAAGCAGGAGGCAGAUUGGCAACAGGAAUAGUCUUCUUGUCUCUGAGCGAUUCACGAACAUUCCACGACCGCCAUUCGUUGACAGUCUCUAAAAGUGGCCGCUCGUCUAUCGUUUUAGCGACUUCAGUAUCAGUUUUGAUAUCACCAGCAGCAACGGCCAAUCGAGCAGCACGAACCGAGAUUUUCGCUGAAUCCACUUCUGAUUUGAGUUCGUUUAACGACGACUGGCUCUCAUUUGUGAUAGUCGUAGAGUCUAAGAAGGUCUUGUGGUUUGCUCUUCUUUUCGCUCUUCGUGUUUUCAAUUAUGGCCAAAUAACGAGACGCUGUUCCGUUCAUUUUCAAGAAUUCCAAAUAAGCCUUAAUCGAUUGGAGAACAGUUGUAUCAGCAUUUUCGGAAGUCUUGCGACGAAUAACAUCCGAGAUACGAUCAAUAGCUGUUUUUUACUCACUGAAUCCGGAAGAAAUGUGCAACUCCCUGGCUUGAAAUCCUCUGGCUGGGAAAUUGCUGAAGGACGGGAUGCGAUUCAGAAAGAAUUCACUUUUAAAGAUUUCAAUGAAGCAUUUGGAUUUAUGACUCGAGUCGCAAUGAAAGCUGACAAAAUGGAUCAUCACCCAGAGUGGUUCAACGUUUACAACAAGGUUAAUGUAACUCUUUCAACUCAUGACUGUGGAGGUUUGUCACAGAAUGAUGUUCAGCUGGCAAUUUUCAUGGAAUACGUUGUCAAUAAUUGA
Molecule: messenger RNA, 963 nt
Organism: Caenorhabditis remanei
Lineage: Eukaryota; Metazoa; Nematoda; Chromadorea; Rhabditida; Rhabditidae
Exons: 6
Coding region: 1-963 (320 amino acids)
Biological process (GO): tetrahydrobiopterin biosynthetic process
Molecular function (GO): 4-alpha-hydroxytetrahydrobiopterin dehydratase activity
Source: RefSeq, a predicted model, not a curated record